This is a messenger RNA of Zingiber officinale, 1200 nucleotides long. Its product is annotated as zinc finger BED domain-containing protein RICESLEEPER 2-like. Bases 1 to 1200 code for a protein of 399 amino acids. NCBI's taxonomy places the organism in Eukaryota, Viridiplantae, Streptophyta, Magnoliopsida, Zingiberales, Zingiberaceae. The transcript is spliced from 3 exons. Gene Ontology annotation, molecular function: protein dimerization activity; DNA binding. The record is from RefSeq and is a predicted model, not a curated record.
AUGUCAAAGCAAUUUAGUAAAUGGGGAACUAAUUUGAUGGAUGGUCAACACCUUCAUGUGAGGUGUAUGGCUCAUAUAGUCAACCUCAUUGUUCAAGAUGGCUUGAAAGAAGUUGGAGAUUCUGUGAGACGAGUUAGACAAGCUAUAAGAUAUAUUAGACAAUCUCCUGCAAGGCUAAAAAAAAUUCAAAGACGGUGGAAUUCUACCUACUUAAUAUUAAGAACUGCAUUGGAAUUUGAAAAUACUUUUAUAAGUUAUGGUAUUCAUGAUCCUGGACUGUUGGAACAUCUUCUUACCCAUGUUUGUGAAGAUGGAAAGGAUGUAGGUGCAUUGACAAGUGGUGAUUGGGAAAAUGUGAGAAAAAUGGAGAAGUUUCUUGAACCUUUUUAUAAUCUUACCUUGAGAGUUUCAAGUUCACUAUAUGUCACUUCAAAUGUCCAUUUUCAUGAAAUAGUUGAGCUUGCUUGUGUUUUAAAGUUGUUGGCAGAUAAUGAUGACAUUUCUUUGGCUAUGAUGGCAAAAAGGAUGAAAGCUAAAUUUGAUAAAUAUUGCAGUGCUCCGGAAAAAAUGAAUAAGAUGAUUUUUAUUGCUUGUGUACUUGAUCCUCAUUUCAAAUUUGAUUAUGUGGCUUUUGUGCUUUUGAGAAUGUAUGGACAAGAGAAAGGAGAGAAAAUAAGAGAUGAAGUAAAGUUGUAUAUGACUACUUUAUUUGAAGAAUAUAGGAAGGUCACUUCAAAAAUCUCUCAAGGAUCAUCCACUAGCAGAGUUGAGCCAUCAGUUAUAAACAUUGAAAGUCUUCACAAAAGAACACUAAUACAACAAGAAUACUUAAGGCAUAAGGCUGAAAGUGGAAAUAUGGAUGCUAAGACUGAGCUAGAUAGGUAUCUUGAUGAUGAUGUUGAGGUUGCAAAUGAACAUUUUGAUAUUUUGCUUUGGUGGAAAGUUAACUCUUCCAAAUUUCCUACUUUAGCUGAGAUGGCUCAUGAUGUGUUAGCGAUUCCUAUUUCUACUGUGGCAUCGGAAAGUAUUUUUAGCACAGGGAGAAGUGUUCUUGAUUCAUUUAGAAGUUCAUUAACUCCUCGAUUAGUGCAAGCUCUCAUUUGUCUUCAAGAUUGGUUCAAAAAAGAAACUUCACCCAUUAAAGUAGAAGAAGACUUGGAUUAUCUUGAAGAGAUUGAAUCUGAUUUGAAUAGUGUUUGA